Molecule: messenger RNA, 618 nt
Organism: Trichobilharzia regenti
Lineage: Eukaryota; Metazoa; Platyhelminthes; Trematoda; Strigeidida; Schistosomatidae
Source: the annotation of a GenBank genome assembly
UUUUAUUAUAGCUUGAUUCCACACAGUAUUUUUGUUACAACUAUGGAAUUUUCAGCAUGUGAUAUCGGUAGCCCAAAUGUAGCAGUGCGACCAUUGAUAUCAGGUGUGCAUCGAACGGGGAUCGAACUCAGGAACCAUGUGCAUGGUUGGCAAGCUUUAUUAAUCUACAACUCUAGAGAGAAACACGCGAAAAAAACCACUCUUAUCAAUGUUACUAGGCAGACACUGGUAAGAAAGACAAAUUCGAAAAUUUGCCUAACUUAUAUAUCCGAACGCAGCAUGCACGGACAAACACAAGGACAGCAUACAAAUUAACAGAUAGGGAACUUAAUGUACAUGAAACGGCAUUACUUCAGAAAGGAUUAAACUUUAUCAUAAUUCGACAACCACUGAAAGCGAUAGAAAUAACUCCCAUCAUGGAACCUAUAUUAACCCUUUUACCUAAUGAUGAUGCUAAUGAACUGCGUCAGAAGGUUGGAUGUAUUCGGUCGAAUCAAAAGUAGGUCAUCCCAAAUUUGUCGAAAAACAAACGUCAUGCAUUACAAACAUUAAGAUCAGACAAAUCUAUUGUUACAACUAAAGUCGACAAGGCAAUAUCACUGUGAUUCUCAAUAAAGA